AUGGCUGUGGCACGCAAAAUCAAAACUUUGCUGACCGUCAACAUUCUGGUGUUUGUGGGGAUUAUCUUGUUCUCGGUCUACUGCAGGAUCCAGGACAGAUCCGAAGAACUCAUUCAGAUAGGGCGUAUUUCUGACCAGAGGCUGCGAGCCAGAAAUGGCAAAGUUUCCAACUUGGUGGAUAGACAGUCCAUACUCCAGAGGCUGGAGAGGCUGGAGGAUGUGGUCUACAACCAGUUAAACGGUUUGGCGAAGCCUAUGGGGCUGGUGGAGGGACCAGGAGGCCUUGGCCAAGGGGGAGCUGCUGCUACUCUGGGAGAGGACAGUCGUGAUGCUGAGGGGAAGUACGAGGAGUACGGCUACAACGCUCAGCUUAGUGACCGCAUUUCCCUGGACAGGAGCAUCCCAGACUACAGGCCUAAAAAGUGUAAGCUGCUGACGUACUCAGAGGACCUUCCUCAGAUCUCUGUGGUCUUCAUCUUUGUGAACGAGGCUCUGUCAGUCAUCCUGCGCUCUGUCCACAGUGUGGUUAACCACACACCAGCACACCUGCUCAAGGAAAUCAUCCUGGUGGACGACAACAGCGACAGCGUGGAGCUGAAAUUCAACUUGGACCAGUAUGUGAACAAACGCUACCCAGGCCUGGUAAAGAUUGUGAGGAACAGCAAGCGGGAGGGCCUGAUCCGAGCCAGAAUACACGGCUGGAACGCGGCCACGGCUGCUGUCGUCGGUUUCUUUGAUGCUCACGUCGAGUUCAACACUGGCUGGGCUGAACCUAUUCUGACCCGGAUGAAGGAGGAUCACACCCGCAUCAUUCUGCCCGCCAUAGACAACAUCAAGUACAACACGUUUGAGGUGCAGCAGUACGCUAACGCCGCCCAUGGCUAUAACUGGGGGUUGUGGUGUAUGUACAUCAUCCCUCCACAGGAGUGGCUGGACAAGGGCGAUGAGACAGCCCCUAUCAGAACUCCGGCUAUGAUUGGCUGCUCCUUUGUGGUGGAUCGGGAAUACUUUGGUGAGAUUGGACUGCUGGAUCCUGGCAUGGAGGUCUACGGAGGCGAGAACAUUGAACUUGGCAUGCGGGUGUGGCAGUGUGGAGGAAGUAUGGAAGUCCUGCCAUGUGCUAGAGUGGCCCACAUUGAGCGCACCAAGAAGCCCUACAACAAUGACAUAGAUUACUACGCUAAGCGCAAUGCCCUGAGGGCUGCUGAGGUUUGGAUGGAUGAAUAUAAAUCCCACGUCUAUAUGGCCUGGAACAUUCCCAUGAACAACCCGGGGGUUGAUUUUGGGGAUGUCUCUGAGCGCUUGGCUUUAAGGAAGAGACUCCAGUGUCGGAAUUUCCGCUGGUACCUUGAACAUGUCUACCCAGAGAUGCGGAUCUACAACAACACCAUCACAUAUGGCGAGGUGAGGAACAGCAAGGCUAGCGGCUACUGCCUGGACCAGGGCUCAGAGGACGACGACAAAGCCAUCCUCUACCCCUGUCAUGGCAUGUCCUCCCAGCUCGCCCGCUACUCUAAUGAGGGGCUUCUUCAGCUGGGACCCCUGGGCUCGACCACCUUCCUGCCUGACACAAAAUGCCUUGUUGAUGAUGGCAGAGGACGUACUCCCAGUCUGAAAAAAUGUGAUGCUGUUUCAAGGAUUUCUCAGAGGCUGUGGGACUUUACGCAGAAUGGCCCAAUCAUCAGCAGGGACACUGGUCGAUGUUUGGAGGUAGAAAUGUCCAAAGAUGCCAACUUUGGCCUUCGCCUGGUGGUGCAACGAUGCUCCGGUCAGAAGUGGAUGAUACGAAACUGGAUUAAGCAUCCCAGGCACUGA
Scomber japonicus (chub mackerel) is the source of this 1815-nucleotide messenger RNA. RefSeq names its product polypeptide N-acetylgalactosaminyltransferase 9 (gene galnt9). Gene Ontology annotation, cellular component: Golgi apparatus. The record is from RefSeq and is a predicted model, not a curated record. Bases 1 to 1815 code for a protein of 604 amino acids. Lineage: Eukaryota; Metazoa; Chordata; Actinopteri; Scombriformes; Scombridae. The transcript has 11 exons.